Rattus rattus (black rat) is the source of this 1885-nucleotide messenger RNA. RefSeq names its product autoimmune regulator (gene Aire). Gene Ontology annotation, cellular component: cytoplasm; nucleus. Bases 53 to 1696 code for a protein of 547 amino acids. Gene Ontology annotation, biological process: regulation of transcription by RNA polymerase II; humoral immune response. Lineage: Eukaryota; Metazoa; Chordata; Mammalia; Rodentia; Muridae. The record is from RefSeq and is a predicted model, not a curated record. The transcript is spliced from 14 exons. Gene Ontology annotation, molecular function: DNA-binding transcription factor activity, RNA polymerase II-specific; DNA binding; translation regulator activity.
AAGCGCGCGGGGGGCCAGCAGGGGGCGCCGAAGCGCAGCCCCUGUCUGGACGAUGGCUGGUGGGGAUGGGAUGCUGCGCCGCCUGCUGAGGCUGCACCGCACCGAGAUCGCAGUGGCCAUAGACAGCGCCUUUCCGUUGCUGCAUGCUCUGGCCGACCACGACGUGGUCCCUGAGGACAAGUUCCAGGAGACACUCCGGCUGAAAGAGAAGGAAGGCUGCCCCCAGGCCUUCCACGCCCUGCUGUCCUGGCUCCUGACUCGGGACAGUGGGGCCAUCCUGGAUUUCUGGAGGGUUCUCUUUAAGGACUACAAUCUGGAGCGGUACAGCCGCCUGCAUACCAUCCUGGACGGCUUUCCAAAAGAUGUGGACCUUAGCCAGCCUCGGAAAGGGAGGAAGCCCCUUGCUGGUCCCAAGGCCUCAGUAGUGCCACCCAGACCCCCCACAAAGAGAAGAGCCCUGGAAGAGCCUCGAGCCACCCCACCAGCAACUCUGGCCUCAAAGAGCAUCUCCAGCCCAGGUUCCCACUCAAAGGCCAAACCCCCUAAGAAGCCAGAGGGCAACUUGGAGUCACAGCGCCUCCCACUGGGAAACGGAAUCCAGACCAUGGCAGCUUCCGUCCAGAGAGCUGUGACUGUGUCCUCCGGGGAUGUCCCAGGAACCCGAGGGGCUGUGGAAGGGAUCCUUAUCCAGCAGGUGUUCGAGUCAGGAGGAUCCAAGAAGUGCAUCCAGGUUGGAGGGGAGUUUUAUAAACCCAGCAAGUUCGAAGACCCCAGUGGCCAUUUGAAGAACAAGACCCGAGGUGGUAGCAGCCUAAAGCCAGUGAUCCGAGGAAAGGGAACCCAGGGUAGAGAUGAGCAGAAAGUGAGCCAGCAGUGUGGGGUCCCUCCCCUUCCACCUCUUCCCAACGAGCCACAAGUUCACCAGAAGAACGAGGAUGAAUGCGCUGUGUGCCAUGACGGAGGCGAGCUCAUCUGCUGUGACGGCUGUCCCCGAGCCUUCCACCUGGCUUGCCUGUCCCCACCUCUGCAGGAGAUCCCCAGUGGCCUUUGGAGAUGUUCGUGCUGCCUCCAGGGCAGAAUCCAGCAGAACCUGUCCCAGCCUGAGGAGUCCAGGCCCCUGGAGCCAUCUGCAGAGACUCCGAUUCUCCUGGGACUGAGGUCAGCUUCCGAGAAAACCAGGGUCCUGUCCAGGGAGCUGCCAGCCAGCUCAGAUGCUGCAGUCACAUAUGCGAACCUGCUGGCCCCACCUUCCACAGCCCCUGUUCUGGAGCCUUCAGCACUCUGCCCUCUACCGAGUGCUGGGGCUGAAGGGCAGCCGGGCCCGACACUGAGCGCGCGAUGCGGUGUGUGCGGCGACUCCACCGACGUGCUGCGGUGCGCACACUGUGCCGCUGCCUUCCACUGGCGCUGCCACUUCCCAUCGGCUGCUGUCCGGCCAGGGACCAAUCUCCGCUGCAAGUCCUGCUCGGCAGAACCGACCCCCACGCCAGGCGUGCCAGGCGAGGCUGUGCCCACCUCUGUGCGUCCUGCACCCGGGCUUGCCAAGGUAGGGGACGACUCUGCUAGUCAUGACCCUGUUCUGCAUAGGGAUGACCUGGAGUCCCUCCUGAAUGAGCACUCCUUUGACGGCAUCCUGCAGUGGGCCAUCCAGAGCAUGUCACGCCCGCUGGCCGAGACACCACCCUUUUCUUCUUGACUCCAGGCAGCAUAGCACCGGCCCCCACCCCACCCCAUCGGAUGACGCCUUCCACCUGCAGCCCCUCCGUUCUGAGAGGACUAGGCUAGUUAGGACCAGGAGCUGCAGGACUCAGCUGGCAGACGGCCCUGGUCUUUGUGGAGACGCAAGGCCACUCUGUGUCUUGAAAUUAAAGUCACUUCUGUGUGC